Arabidopsis lyrata subsp. lyrata is the source of this 665-nucleotide messenger RNA. RefSeq names its product probable histone H2A variant 3. The coding region runs from base 44 to 448 and encodes 134 amino acids. Gene Ontology annotation, cellular component: nucleosome. The record is from RefSeq and is a predicted model, not a curated record. NCBI's taxonomy places the organism in Eukaryota, Viridiplantae, Streptophyta, Magnoliopsida, Brassicales, Brassicaceae. The transcript has 2 exons. Gene Ontology annotation, molecular function: DNA binding; protein heterodimerization activity; structural constituent of chromatin.
UCUCCCCUCUCUCCGAGUGUAAGACUUUUUUUUUGGCGGGAAAAUGUCUGGAAAAGGAGCGAAAGGACUGAUAAUGGGGAAACCCAGCAGCAAAGACAAGGACAAGGACAAGAAGAAACCAACCACUCGCUCUUCUCGUGCUGGUCUUCAGUUUCCAGUGGGAAGAAUCCAUAGACUGUUGAAAGGUAGGUCAACUGCUCAUGGACGUGUUGGAGCAACUGCAGCGGUUUACACAGCUGCUAUAUUGGAGUAUCUGACUGCAGAAGUCUUGGAGCUGGCUGGUAAUGCGAGCAAGGAUCUGAAAGUGAAGCGUAUCACGCCAAGGCACUUGCAGCUCGCUAUUCGUGGUGACGAGGAGCUCGAUACUCUCAUCAAAGGAACUAUUGCUGGUGGUGGAGUCAUUCCUCACAUUCACAAGUCUCUCAUCAACAAAUCUGGCAAAGAAUAAAGCCUUUUUCUCUGUACUACUAUCUCUCUGUAUUCUCGGAUCUCCUUUUGUAACAGUCGUGUGUAUGUUUAAGAUCCACUAGUAGAGAAACUCUUAGGGUUGUUUGUUUUUUAAGGUUACACUUCCACAUGUGUGGUGUGGCUUUGUUUCUCCUUCUGAUUAACUUUUUGGGGUUUGUUCAUGUAAAACGGAUGCAAAGAAAACCAAUUUAAGAGGA